Molecule: messenger RNA, 1161 nt
Organism: Rhizophagus irregularis DAOM 181602=DAOM 197198
Lineage: Eukaryota; Fungi; Glomeromycota; Glomeromycetes; Glomerales; Glomeraceae
Source: RefSeq, a predicted model, not a curated record
AUGGUUGUGGAUAAUAUUGAUAAAGAGGAGAUUUCUGACAAGGUUAAAUAUUUGGAAGAUGAUAUGAGAAGGAUUGUGGAAAAGGCAAUUGAUGAUCAGGUAAAAGAGAAAGAGUUGAUUAGAGAAGAGCUGUUAAAGUUCAAGUACACGGAUGAUGAUGUGAGAAAGAUUGUUGUAAAGGAAACUGAUGAUCUAAUAAAAGAGCAAGAGUUGAUUAAAGAAAAAUUGUCAAGAUUUAAGUAUACAGAAGCGGAUUUGGAAAAGAGAGUUGCAAAGGCAGUUAAUAGUAGAGACUCUAGAAUCAAGUAUACAGAAAAAGAAGCAGAAGAGAAGUAUAAAUAUACGGAAAAAGAUGUGGAUGAUAUGUUGGCGUUAUAUAAAUACACGGAAAAAGACUUAGAGUUGAUGGUUGCACAAAAAUUAGAGGAACGGAUUAAUGAACAAAGAGAAAAAGAUAAAGAGAUAAUUUCUAAGUUUAAAUACACAGAAGAAGAUGUGAAUGAGUUAGUGGCAAAAGCAAUAGAGGACCAGAUAAAAGAGAAGAAUUUGUUCAAAGAGAACGUUAUAAAGACUGCAAGAGAGAUCGCUGGUAUGAUGGGUUUAAAGUUAGAUGAUAUAGAUUUUGGCAUUAGCAGUGUAAAUAAAGAUAGACAAACUGAAGUUUUGUUCCAAGAAAUACAAAAAGCUAAUGCUAAACAGAUGAUUAAGGGUGAUAUUUCAAAAUCAGGUGAUAAAUUGAGAAAACUUUUGGACGUGAAUAAUCAUGUGAUUAAUGAAAUGACUAACAAAGGGAUGAAAGAUAGAAGUGAGAUUACGGGCAAAGAUAAUCAUAGUAGAGAGGUUUCAGUGUCUCAAGAAGAUUUGGAAAUAUAUAAUAAAGUUAAUGAAGCUUGUUCAUCACGCCUGCCACCUGAAAUUAAAAAGGAAGUUGUGGUAGACGAAAAAGUUGGACAGAAGAGAAAUAAUAAGGAUGAGUUAAAUAGAGGCAUGGUUAGUAGUGAUAAUACUGAUGAUGAUAGUGGAUCAGAAACUAAAGAUUUAAAGAUAAAUGAUAAAAAGCAGGGAAUACAAGGAGGAAAAGGUAAAAAGGGUGGCAAAGGUGGAAAAUCAAAGAAAAAAAGUAAGAAAGGGUGGAUAGUUACUUUAUUAGCAGAUGCAUAG